Molecule: messenger RNA, 706 nt
Organism: Pocillopora meandrina
Lineage: Eukaryota; Metazoa; Cnidaria; Anthozoa; Scleractinia; Pocilloporidae
Source: the annotation of a GenBank genome assembly
AUGAAAUGUGAAUUACGCAAAGUUUGGGCAAUUGUUACUUCAAAGAAGUCAGAAAAACAACCGAGGCCACGCUCUAAGUCCAUUUCCUGCUCAAGAGAAGCUUCACAUCCAGAAGCCAGUAUUCUCUUUCAUAACAAGGAAUUUGAGAUUGAAAAACAGACUCACAUCCCCUACCGUAUCAGGCAAAGGCGACGACGAUCUCAGCCUGAAGGAAGAAAAGGCCAAAUAGGUCGUGGCGACCCACGGAAUAGCAGCCCUUCUGUUAAGAGAGAGAUGGACGCCAGUAAAAAACGUCUUUCCACAGACUUUCUGCAAGGCCUUGAGAUCGAGGACAAACAAGCAAUUUGGAAUCCACUUAAAUUAACGAAAGUCUUCAGUGACACUAGUAUUCAAGAUGGUUUUUUGACAACCACACUUUGUUCAACAGAGCUUUGAGCUUCACAGGCUUCCAGACCAAACGUCGCCGGUCCAUAGGUUUUUAGUCGGUGAAAAAUUUAACGCUACUUCAUGUGGUGUUCUGCAAUUACAUGGUCUGAUGUCCUUCUAUUUUGAAUCUAGCAUUAGGGCUCAUGGAAACUGAACAAAGAAAUCCUUGACAAGACAUUUCUUUUCUGGCUUCAUUGCUUCAGGCGAUGUACCCACCUACUACGCUUGUGUUCGAUUGUACCCACCUACUACGCUUGUGUUCAACCUUUUUGUUGUAUAA